AGUUGACACCUGGAUAGAAAUUUGAUAAAUGCCGCGCAAAAUGCAAACUUAUUUUAUUUAUUUUUAUUUAGUAAUUUGUAAAUUAUCUACUUAUCUAAAAUAAAAUUUAAAUGUGAAAAUGCCGCGUGUUAAAAUUGACUAUAUUGUCAGCGUUAGCAGCGAAGAUCCCGAAAACCAAGCAAAUAAUCUACUGGCAGGGGAGGUGAGCAAAAAGAAGUGGCUUUGUCAAAAGAGUGAACAGUCUUCUUCCGUUGUGCUGCAGCUCGCUCGUGCAGUUACGAUAUCUGCAGUUCACAUUGGAGCACAUCAUGCAGCCUUUGUUGAGGUACUGGUGGGAUCGUCUGAGCGACCUAACGAUCAAUAUCAAGUUCUGGUUCCUCGCUGCGUGUUCACCAGCCCAGGUGAGUCCAGGCGAGAUGUGCCAGUGGAUCGCGUGCGCUCCUUCAGUGGGGAUCAGUUGGCUGUGAAGCCCAACUCCCGCUGGGACCGACUCAGGGUCCUGUGCUCGCAGCCAUACAAUAAACAUUGCCAGUUUGGGCUCUCUUUCAUUCAUAUAUAUGAACCAGAGGGUAUUGCGAGCUCAGUGGAGCCGCAGCCAGUAGCUCCCGCUGUUACGGCUUCUGGCAUUAAGAAUAAACUUCUUGAACUUGGCACCUACUCUUCAGACGAGGAUGAGUUCCGACCGGGAGAGCUAUUCGCAAGGCACCGACAAAGUUUGAGCCAAGACGAUGCCAAUACUCAGAACUUGAAUACAGACGCUCAAAUCAGGCAAGCUUCAUCACAAGCAUUGAAAAAUAUAUCCGACGCGGACACAAAGCUAAAAAAGACUCCAAUCAAUAAGACCAGUAACAAAAGAGACAAUCGUGACAGGGGGCAAACAACAGACAGGAGUCGAGACAGCCUUAUGUAUACAGAUGAUGACGAGCAACCUAAUGCGAAAAUUGACCGUGUUGUUAUGAGACAUAAGGAGGACAAAAAUAAAAAGGAAGAAGUUCAUAAAACUAAAAAUAAUGAUAAUGUAAAAAGAGACCAAGAUGAAACAACCAAUAAUAUACAGAAGCAAAGAAAAGAUGAACCUUGUAGUAAAAAUAACGAAAGAAGUAAUAAUAUUAAGACGCCUGAAUCAAGCAUCAAAACUUCCAAACCUAAAGAUGACAAAAGAACUCAUGGCAGCCAAAGAAAAACAGAGAAAGAGAAUAGGAAGAGACGUAGAUCAGAGGAUAGUGACAAUGAAGGCGGUCCGGUAUGCGCGGAGGAGAGUGCGGUGUUGCGCGGCGUGGUGUUUGCACUGAGCGGCUUCGUGCACCCCGAGCGCGGGGAACUGCGGGACGCCGGGCUGGCGCUCGGCGCGCGCUACCGCCCCGACUGGACGCACGACUGCACGCAUCUCGUGUGCGCGUUUCCGAACACGCCGAAGCUGAGGAAGGUGAAGAGUGAAGCGCCGCACGCACACAUCGUGAGCGCGGCCUGGCUGCGCGCCUGCAGGGCUCGGCGCCGCCGCAUGCACGAAGCUCGCUACGCACCGCACGUGCAGCAUUCACAGCAUUCACAGCACACGCAGCAUUCACAGCACACGCAGCAUACGAAGCACACACAGUCUCCACCGCCGCCUCAGUCUCCACAGCCCUCGUCACACGCAGAACAACAAGCGGAGGGCGACACGGACGACGAAAUAGAGAAGGUGCUCCGGGAACAGAAGAAGCGGCGCACCAGCUCGCCUGCACAAUCUGACGACGACGUGGCCUUUAUAUGCGACGAGAGGAUGAAAGGCUCAGUGACGCUAGAUGACUCGGACUAUGACGACACGGAGGAGGAACGCGGCGGAGACGAGGACGACACGAGUCUCACCAACUCGCUGCCUGACUUCUUUGAUGGGAAGACCUUCCUUAUAGCGGAGGAUGUACAGCGGAGUGGCUUUGAUGUAGAGCUGCUGGCUCGCUACGUGCGAGCUUACGGCGGCUUGUUGCUGCAGCAGGAGUCGUGCGCUGAGGAAGGUGCGACAGUGGACUACGUGGUGAGCUUGGGGGAUGGGCGGGAUAUGGGUGUGGGAGGGGUGCGUGUGAAACCACAGUGGGUGUGGCGCUGCCACGAGCUCCGAGCGCUCGCAAUUCCCACCACCACGAUCCUGGCUACCGCAUGACAACACCACGCAUUGCUUACUGAAGCAAUUUAUCAAUAAACAACACAUCCUACUUUAAUUGACUAAUUAUUUCAUACCUCUUAGGGUCAGUUCACACCGAGACGCGCUGUUUUGACGCGGCUUGCACAGUUUUAACCUCGCCUAUACACCAUCGGCCAUGAUUGACAACCACAGAAUGUAGCAUGAUUGUCACAGUCAUUGUGAGGCUACUCACACAAUCGUGCAUCCUAUAUAUUUGUAUUGUCAUCUGUCCGAGAUGGACGUUGAAACAGUUGCAGCUGCCGGUAUUUAUUUACCUAAUUAGUUUAUAUGUAUAACCAUUAUUUAGACGUACACCUUAACAGAGUGGUG
Molecule: messenger RNA, 2491 nt
Organism: Parnassius mnemosyne (clouded apollo)
Lineage: Eukaryota; Metazoa; Arthropoda; Insecta; Lepidoptera; Papilionidae
Source: the annotation of a GenBank genome assembly